GUGACAGAAGUGUCCCCGAGAGAGUAUCGUGUCGCGUCUGGUCGUGUCAUCAUCGUCGUCAUCGUCGUCGCCUCAGUUCAGCCAAUUGAAGCUAGUUGGAAGGAAUAAGGGUCGAGUCGGGAUUAAACGAGGAACACGACCGAAACGAGGAACGUCAGUGUCGUCGUACCGCUGUCCCCUAGCAAACGGGGAUCAUGAAAUUUCAAUACAAGGAGGAACAUCCGUUCGAGAAACGGAAGGCCGAAGGCGAAAAGAUACGACGGAAAUACCCCGAUCGCGUGCCCGUGAUAGUUGAGAAGGCACCAAAGGCAAAGAUCAGUGAUUUGGAUAAACAAAAGUACCUGGUACCAUCUGACCUUACUGUCGGUCAGUUUUACUUUCUAAUCCGCAAGAGGAUUCAUUUACGUCCAGAAGACGCCUUAUUCUUCUUUGUCAACAACAUCAUUCCUCCAACAAGUGCUACUAUGGGUUCUCUUUAUGCGGAACAUCAUGAGGAAGAUUUCUUCCUGUAUAUAGCCUACAGUGAUGAAAAUGUGUAUGGUAACUAAAUCUUCUGAGACAAGCAAAUUGCCAAAACAAAAAAAAAGGAUUCAACUGCAAAAAUCGACCAUCUCAACGUAGUCCUCAUAGACGCUUUCGAAAGUGUAUACCAAAAUUACAUCUAUCAAAUACACUAUGUGUAAAAAUUUAUGUCUCAACGCUACACACUACAUUUGCUUCUACAAGGCAUAACUGUUCACAUAACUGUCCCUUAACGAUAAAAAAAGAAGUAACUCUUCUCGAUUCCAUUCUUUCUCUGUCACCUGAGAGGGCUUAGGUCACCACUGUAGGUUGUAAGAACAAUUAACCCAUGAAUUAUGUGAUCGUAUGUAAUACUUAGUCAUUGGAGAAGCAUUGGCCAUUGAAGAAAAACUGAGAAAAAUGAAAAAAAAGAAGAGAACAAUUCUUUGUAUCGCUAAAUUGUGCUGGGAUAUUCCUCUGUUCAUUUAUAUGUUAUGUUUUAAUGCACAUUAUUCCCUAUUCUGUAAGUUCAUUGUGUAUUAAAAAUUUUGAAUAUUUUGUAGAUAACACAUCAGAGUUAUAUGAGUGUAAUGUCAUCCUUGAUUUAGGCUAGCAUUAUUCUUUUACAUUAUUGUAUCAUUUGAACAUGAGAGGAAAAAAACGAAAACGUAUUGUUGGAUAUGCAAGGGAGAAAAUUUUGUGUAAUGGCUGGAUGUAAAGCCAAUAAAAAAAGUUAAAACGUGA
Molecule: messenger RNA, 1245 nt
Organism: Harpegnathos saltator (Jerdon's jumping ant)
Lineage: Eukaryota; Metazoa; Arthropoda; Insecta; Hymenoptera; Formicidae
Gene: Atg8a
Product: GABA type A receptor-associated protein autophagy-related 8a
Exons: 3
Coding region: 195-548 (117 amino acids)
Source: RefSeq, a predicted model, not a curated record